Pocillopora verrucosa is the source of this 1800-nucleotide messenger RNA. The record is from RefSeq and is a predicted model, not a curated record. NCBI's taxonomy places the organism in Eukaryota, Metazoa, Cnidaria, Anthozoa, Scleractinia, Pocilloporidae.
AUGUCUGUUGUCGAGUACCUUCGACUAUUGGAUCAGUGUAGCAAGGAAAUCGUUUGGCAAUCUGAACGUGAAUGGUUAAAACUUAUUUACGGCCGUUUUAUUCCUGAUGGCUCGGUAGACGAUAUCACAGACGUUAUUACGUUACUUAACAAGCUGGAGGAGAAGAAUCUUUUAGGGAUUGAUCGUCUUAAAGUACUGAAAGAACUACUGAAGGGGAUAAGAAAGUGGGAUCUUCUUCGAAUAUUGGAGCGAUUCGAAAUGAAGAGAAAGGAGUACAGACAGUUACUGGAGCAGAUAAGUCAUGCACUCGAAGAGUCCAAUGAACUGCAACGACUCAUUUUAAUCUGCAGACGAAAAAAUCUGGUCGCUCAUGAAAGAGAAGAACACAUCAAAAAUGUCGAUGCAUUAUUCGCAGAGUUAGAACAACAGCACGAGUUGGGGAUAGAAGACCUCACUAUCCUGAAAACCAUAGCAACCGAGAUGGAGAAACCAGAUUUGUGCAGACUAGUGGAGGAGUUUGAGAAGAAGAGAAAACAGGAAGAAGAUGCCGAGAGGUGGGACGACAACAUACGAAGAGCAGGAGCUCAGGCCGCUUCUGUUCUUUCUGGUGGAAUAAACAUUGGAGAAAGAUUAAUAGGAGUUGUUACACCUUACUGUACUUUCCGCAAUCUUGCUGGUGGUGCUGUGGUCGUCACUACUUGGAUGGUCCUGCGCAGGAGUCCCAGCAUGGUAGAAUUUGUCAGUGCUUUCAAAGAAGCUGUUCUUCCAUUGGGAAAUUGCUUGUGUGCAAUUAGUGAAGGAUCGAUCCGAUUUACAAUUCAAGCAGAAAGUAUGUCAGCUCUUAAGGCACUGUGGCAAAGUUAUCAAGAUAAAACACUACAGACAAAUUUACAAGAAUUUCUUGUUACUGAGGAAAUAAAGCAGCUGGCAGGUGGUGAAGUGACGUUGACUGUGCACAUCAGCAAGGAUGAAUACAGAAAUGCUCUGUGGGAUUUGAUGGUAUCAGAAAGAGAAGAGCUGACAGGCAAAGAAAAGGGAGGAUUGAAACAUCGAGCAAGGUCUGAUUCAGACCUCUCAAGAAUGCAAGGAGUGGAUUCUGAGAAUGGAAAAGAUCUUGUUCAUGUUGGGGAGUUUAUGUCAUAUGAGAGAAAAAUACGCGUUGAAGAAUUCUUGGGAGAUCUGCCAGAGAAUCAAAGCACGAUUUCGCGAACGGCUGACAGCGGAGUAGGUACUUGGAGUUGUGCUUUCACUGAAAGCAGAUCCAAAGAAGGCGCUGAAGAAAGCAGACAUGAAAAACUUAACCACACCGAAGCACUGCUAACAGAUGCCAUUGAAAUUUUGGACUGCGCAUUGUCAGAUCUGAGGGAAACAUCGUCAACUGAAGCUGUUUUGAAAUCCAGUGUCACAGCAGCGAAGCGAAAAUUGGAAAACAGCAGAGAAAAGAUUUAUACGUGGCAAGAAUCAAGAGAGGAGAUCCCUGGUGGUGAGGAGUGGAAAAUAGUUGCUGAUGGUUUGGGUUUGACCCCAAGAGAGAUUCGCUUUCUUGACCAGCGUACUUUGAACCCCAUGGAAGCUGUGCUCGGUUUUGUGGGCCAGAAGAGCUCCGUAAGAGUUGAAACACUAUAUGACUUGAUGACUGAACUUGGGUUGCCCGAAGCAGCUGAUCUUUUUGCUGAUGCCGCCCUUGGUGGAUCAAUUACUAAGGCUUAUUUGAAUGACAAAGAUAAAGAGGGAGGCAAUGGUAACAUUGGGCCUCCUUCACUGAUGCAAGGCACAGGCAAUCAAGACAUUACAGAAUAA